Molecule: messenger RNA, 2748 nt
Organism: Ochlerotatus camptorhynchus
Lineage: Eukaryota; Metazoa; Arthropoda; Insecta; Diptera; Culicidae
Exons: 3
Coding region: 1-2748 (915 amino acids)
Source: RefSeq, a predicted model, not a curated record
AUGAUUGAUGACUAUGCGGCGCGAUUGAAAAGCUUGGCCAAGUUGUGCAAAUUCGGUGUGCUGGAGGAUGACUUGAUUACCUAUAAGAUUGUUACCUCUAACAAGUGGCCCAAACUGCGUGCUAAAAUGUUGACGAUGCAAAACCUAACGGAAGUGAAAGUUAUUGACUUGUGCCGAGCGGAAGAAAUCGCUGAAAAACAUGCUGGUGCGAUGGGUGCCAGUAGUGUUGACGUGAAUCUCGUACGGAAGCAGAAGAAUAUGAAGUGCAAGUACUGUGGAGAUCGGCACGAAUUCUCGAAAGGAGUAUGCCCAGCAUUGGGCAAGAAGUGUAACGUGUGUGGUGGUAAAAACCAUUUCGGAAAAGUUUGCAAAUCGGAUCGCAAGCAAAAAGGCAGAAGCGAAGGUAGAAGCCGAAGAAGAGUGAAGAAAGUGCAAGAAGACUAUAGCGACAUUGAAGAAAGCGGCAGUGCGACCAGUGAUAAUGAAGAAUUGGAAAGCAGUAGUGAUGAGGCUGUUAUCGGCAAGGUGUAUGAUUUUUCGGAGUCGGGAGGAAACGUGAUGGCUGAUUUGGAGCUAUUUGUUGGUGGAAAAUGGCAGAUGGUGCAAUGUGAGCUGGACACGGGCGCUAACACUAGUCUGGUUGGUUACGACUGGAUUAAGCAAGCAACCGGUUGUGAUCGUUUGAAGCUGCUUCCUUCGAAAUAUCGUUUGCAGAGUUUCGGAGGCGGCACCAUACCCGUCCUUGGUGAGAUAAGGUUGCCAUUUUGCAAAACUCUUGGCUUCAUCAAGUUUUGCAACUCGGUUUCGAUUGCUUCAUCACCAUCGGAAGAACAGCUGCUAAAUAUUUACCGUAUCAAGGCUCAGCAAAUUAUCAAUCAACAUAGCGGUAUAUUUGAGGGCUACGGUAGAUUUCCUGGUGUGGUCUCGCUGGAACUGGAUCCUAAAGUAUCUCCAUCAAUUCAGCAGCCACGUCGUGUACCAAUUGCGAUGCGAGACAAGCUGAAGAAGGAGUUGAAGAAGUUGGAGAAGGACGGACUAAUUGUGAAAGAGCAGCAGCAUACGGAAUGGGUUAGCAAUAUAGUUCUCGUGAAGCGAGGUGGUAAGGAUUCAGACUCAAUCAGGAUCUGUUUGGAUCCAAUACCCCUAAACAAGGCGCUGAAACGGCCAAAUCUGCAGUUUACAACGAUCGAUGAGAUAUUACCAGAGCUGGGAAAAGCCAAAGUGUUCUCUACAGUUGAUGCCAAAAAGGGCUUUUGGCAUGUGGUUCUGGAUCAACCAAGCAGUCGACUAACAACGUUUUGGACUCCCUUCGGAAGAUAUCGCUGGAUUCGUUUGCCCUUCGGCAUUGCUCCUGCACCGGAAAUCUUCCAGAUGAAGCUUCAAGAGGUGAUUCAGGACCUGGAAGGAGUUGAAUGCAUUGCGGAUGAUGUGUUGAUCUACGGAGUUGGAGAUACCCUGCAAGAUGCUCUUUUGAACCACAAUAGAUGUCUUGCAAAACUGCUAACUCGCCUUGAAGAAAAUAAUGUGAAGUUGAAUAAAACUAAGCUGAAGUUGUGCUUGACUUCGGUAAAGUUUUAUGGGCAUGUACUGACGACCCGAGGAUUGCAGCCCGACGAAAGCAAGAUCGAAACCAUCAAGAACUAUCCUAAGCCGGAAGAUCGGAAACAACUACAACGGUUCAUAGGGAUGGUUAACUACCUGAGUCGCUUUAUUCCAAACUUAAGCUCCAAUAUUGCGGUUUUGAGACGGUUGAUUGCAGUCAAGGAACCUUGGAUCUGGGAAGAGAAAGAAGAAGAGGAGUUCAACCGUGUCAAGUCUUUGGUUGCUGACACUCGAUCUUUGCAGUACUAUGACGUCAACCAACCCUUGAUAAUCGAAUGUGAUGCAAGCUACUUUGGUUUAGGCACUGCUGUGUUCCAGUCUAAUGGAGUGAUCGGCUACGCAUCUCGUACUCUCACGGCUACAGAGAAGAAUUAUGCACAAAUAGAAAAGGAGUUGCUAGCCAUUCUAUUUUCAUGUGUACGAUUUGAUCAGCUAAUCGUGGGUAAUCCGAGGACGAUUGUGAGAACUGAUCAUAAGCCGUUGGUGAACGUGUUCAGGAAGCCUCUGUUGUCUGCGCCGAAACGACUGCAGCAUAUGCUGUUGAGUCUGCAACGGUAUAACUUGGAGAUACAGUUUGUCAAAGGCAAGGAAAAUGUUGUAGCCGACGCCAUUUCCCGGGCUCCAUUGGAUGCAGGACAACCUGAGGAUCGAUUCAACAAGCGGAACAUCUAUCACGUGUUCAGACAGUUGGAGGAAAUAAACUCAAGCAACUUCCUCAAUAUCACCGAUGAGCGUUUGACGGAAGUUAUGCUAGAGACGGAAAAAGAUCCUUCAAUGCAACAGAUCAUCAGCUAUAUCCUUCCGGGCCGGAGUAGCGGUAUUCCUGCGAACACUUCCGGACUGCAAUACUCGGUCGUGCCGUAUAAGUUGCCCUUCCUGUACGAACGUCGCCGAUCCGAAGUCAAUCAGCUUGAUAUGGAAAUUGUGAUGCAGAAUGUUCAACGAGUGCAGGAAAGCAACCACACUAGCAAUCUGUCAAAAGAUCUAACAACCCAGCUUCUCCGUCAGCACGGGUCUUCGAUCGAUAAACUCGAACAGAUCCAUUCCGGAGCCUGGGAUUUCCAUCACAACCUGGAAGAACUUGUCGUUCUCGAACCAACAACAGGUACACUUUCAUCGGAAUUUCCUACUUCUCCUCGGUCUUAA